Chiloscyllium plagiosum (whitespotted bambooshark) is the source of this 2108-nucleotide messenger RNA. NCBI's taxonomy places the organism in Eukaryota, Metazoa, Chordata, Chondrichthyes, Orectolobiformes, Hemiscylliidae. The record is from RefSeq and is a predicted model, not a curated record.
UUCCUUCAGUGGGCAUUGAAGUCAAAGGGGGUGGCAAGGGGGCACUGAAAUACUUUGUAGAUAGCUUACCAAUCACUUGGAAGAUUGCCGUGUCCUUGAAGGACAUUGCUGUGUGCAAAUGGAUAGUCGCAUAACACAAGUCUGUUAUUUUCCCUGCACCCAUGGAGGCGUGCGCUCCGAUUGGUUGCUGCGCUAUUAUUGAUAAUCUUUUCUGUAAAUGGCAAACUAUUUGAACUCAUUCGCGGUUGGCACUGAUUCUACUGCCGAGGUCAAUAUCACCUAACUCGUGUCGCUUCUAGGAAGACGAAACACAGCUUUUCAACUAUUCUACUGGGUGGCAGAAUGAAAGCACAUUACAGCUAAUUAGCCAAUCAAAUUUUUGCCACUUGUCUGAGCGUCUUAAAAUUAUCGCGAUAAGGUAAAACCUGUGAUUCCAUCAGGGUAUUCGAGCGACAGUGUAAAAAUGGCCUCAUUGAGAAUGAAAAGAUGCAGGCAGUAUAGCAUGGACUAUUUGCGAUAUGGCUUUAUUCAAUCUCCAUCUAAUAAGCAGUUACCACUGUGCUUGCUCUGUGAACAAAGUUUUUCCAACGAGGCCAUGAAACCUUCCCGUCUUUUUAAAUAUUUAGAAAAUAAAUAGUGACAGUGACAAAAGGGACAAAGAUUUGGCAUAUUUUCAAACAUUAAAAGAAUAAAUUCAAUCAGCAACCAACAACUUCCAUUGCUUUUUCAAAGAUGGGAGCCACAAAUGUGGAUGGCCGUGUGGCAUCAUACAACAUAGCGAAGCUAAUUGCAAAGUGUGGUAAACCUCAUUCCGUGGGUGAAUUGUUGGUGCUUCCAGCUAUUGCCGAAGUAUUAUCAACCGUGCUACAUCAGGAACCAUCAAUGACUAUUAAGCGUAUUCCUCUUAGCAACGAUUCCGUGAGAAGGCGCAUUGAUGAAAUGGCCUCAAACGUUGAGGAUAAAUUAUGUUCUCUGUUGAUAUCGAAAGAAGUCGCCUUACAAAUUGAUGAAAUUACUAUAUGCGAAAAUCAAGCUUUACUUUUGGGGUACGUACGUUUCAUCGACAAAAAUGAAAUACGAGAAGAACUACUUUUUGCAUUGAAUCUACUGACAGAUACCAAAGGUAAGACUAUCCGAGACUGCAUCAAGGAUUAUUUUGAUAAAAAGUCUGUUCCCCUCAAAAACAUUGUUGCUUAUGCUACUGAUGGCACACGUGCUAUGACUGGCUAACAUCAUGGAUUUGUCGCAUUAUUAAAGAGAGAAGUGUCACAUGUUUUCACUGUACACCGCAUUACCCAUCGGCAGCUUCUGGCUGCAAAUAAACUUAGUGAAUCCCUCAACCAUUCUCUACAUAUGGUGAUAGAUGUGGUAAAUUGUAUAAAGAAACAUGCUCUGAAUGAACGAUGUCUCCGCCAACUCUGUAAAGAUAAUGAAGAUGAAUUUCUGUAAUUGCUGCUACACACAGAAGUGAGAUGGCUCUCGAAGGAAAAAGCCUCAAUCGUUUCCAUGAACUGUUCGAUUCUAUCAUCGAAUUGCUACUCGGAAAUAAUGAAAACCUUUGUAUGAAAGCCGAAACUGUAAAACACGACUGUGCAUACCUCGCGGAUAUAUUUGAUAAGUGCAAUUCGCUGAUCAUGCAGAUACAAGGAGAUAAUGAGAGUUUCAUAAAAGCAAGGAAUGCUGUUACAUCUUUUAUUGCAAAACUUGAUCUCUUUCAUUGGAAUAUCAGUCGUCUUGACUUUUAGCAGUUCUCAAGUUUAAAAACUAUCGCGGAGGAUGUUACUGAUCGUCAAUUACUUAUCUACUCAGCUCACAUUCAUGCACUGCAGGAUGAUAUGAAAAUACGAAUUGCUGAUCUUAUCGAGAUGGAGAUCCCUACAUGGCUGACUGACCCCUUUAUCUCAUGCGCAGAAGAAAUGGACAUUCGCCUUCAGGAAGAAAUGAUAGAAUUCCAAAAUGACACUGCAAUGAAAAUUCGGUUUUCGCAAAUGGGUGAGCCCCUUUUUUGGAUUCAAGAUGCCACCCGAUGUCAUUUCCCGCUAUUAAGCGAAGAGGCAAAGCAGUUUGCACGACCAAUUCCUACCUCUUAUUUGGUUGAGAAAGGAUUC